Daucus carota subsp. sativus is the source of this 1136-nucleotide messenger RNA. RefSeq lists its product as uncharacterized. The coding region runs from base 191 to 961 and encodes 256 amino acids. NCBI's taxonomy places the organism in Eukaryota, Viridiplantae, Streptophyta, Magnoliopsida, Apiales, Apiaceae. The transcript is spliced from 2 exons. The record is from RefSeq and is a predicted model, not a curated record.
UAUACCAGCGGGUACCAGACAAGAAAGGAAGAAAACAAAAAUAAAGCUAGCGGCCCUAUAAAUACUACCUUAACAUAGGAGGUACAUUACUAUAAAAUCAUUACACCACUCUUCCUUUGUUUCCGCUCAUCGCUUUUCACCUUCCCAAUAAAAUACCCCAAAAGAAACAGUCUAGCUAUAUUAACUUACAAUGGGCGCCUGCGCAACCAAGCCAAAGGCUGACGCUACUGAUGCUCCGGCGCCGUUGCCGGAGAAAGAUGAGGUUGUUAGUAAGGAGCUUACUGUCGCUGCCACCGUCGUUGAGACCAAGGAAGUUGUUUAUGCUGCUGACAACUCACGCUCUCUCAGUAAUCUCCUCAAUGAGAGUGAAGACGUGAAAGUCUCCUCUGAAAAUGAUAAAAUUCAGCCAGAGCUGGUGAAAGAGGAGGCAUGUGAAGCUGAAAAAGAUACCAAAAUAUCUGAAAUAUCACUAGAAACAACUUCAACACCAACUGUUGAUGCUCCAGCUGAACUCGAAGCAGAAAAAGCAAUUGAGGUUGAAGCAGCUCCUGAGAAAACUGAAAUUUUGGUAGAGAAAGCAAUACCUGUAGUCAAUGUUCCUUCUAAGGUGGAGACUGAAGAAUCGACACCUAUCGUAUGUGCUGUCUCUGAGAAUGGAGCAGACAAAGAAAUUGAGGCAGCAUCAGCUACCGAGCUCCAGGAAACAGAGGCAGUUGAGGAGAAGAAGAUUGAAGAGCAUGACAAAGCUGUCAAAACUCCAAUAUCCGAAUCAAUUGAAGUUGAGUCUGCAGGAGAAAAAACUGAACUUGUGGAAGAAAAAGCAUUUGUUCCUCUUGAAACAUCAGCAAGUGAGAUCCUAAUAACAAAGGCAGCUGAGGAGACCAAGAUAGAAGAAGAGAAAGCGAUCACCGAAGAGAAGAACACAGAGAGUGAAGCAUGUGCUGAGAAUGUCAAACCAUGAUGGAUAAGGCCAUGAAUAUAAUGUCAAAAUGAUGAAUUUAUUUUUUAUUUUAAAAUAUGUAUGUUAUAUACUUCUGUUGAACACUGAGCCUGCUGAAGUUGCCACCUUGUGGCAGUUGAACUGAUUGCAGGGUGUUGCUAUGAUGGAACUUUUUAGUGUUGGUUGAUUGCUGUCA